This is a messenger RNA of Saccostrea cuccullata (small rock oyster), 535 nucleotides long. RefSeq names its product low molecular weight phosphotyrosine protein phosphatase 2-like. Gene Ontology annotation, molecular function: protein tyrosine phosphatase activity. The record is from RefSeq and is a predicted model, not a curated record. Bases 62 to 535 code for a protein of 157 amino acids. The transcript is spliced from 6 exons. Lineage: Eukaryota; Metazoa; Mollusca; Bivalvia; Ostreida; Ostreidae. Gene Ontology annotation, biological process: protein dephosphorylation.
GUGGAAUACUCGAUAGUAUUGUUACUGAAAACAACAAGUUUUAAAUUUAAUCUCAUCUCCAAUGGAUAAACCAUUUUCCGUUCUGUUUGUGUGUUUAGGAAAUACCUGUCGAUCCACUAUGUCAGAGGGCAUUUUUAACCAUUUAGUGAAAUCAAAAGGACUCCAAGACAAAUGGAGGAUUGAUAGUGCUGGAAUUGAAAACUGGCAUGAAGGUAAACCACCAGAUGAAUUCACAAUAGAAAUGUUAGAGAGAAACAACAUGCUGGACGGAUACUGUCACACAGCCAGACAGAUAACAGAGGCUGAUUUUAUGAAAUUCAAUUUUAUUCUUGGAAUGGACUUGUACAAUAUUAGAUGUCUAAAGAGAAAAGCACCACCAAAUUAUACUGCCAAACUUUUUUUCAUGCACUUUAUGUCAUUAUCAAGGCACCAUUUGAAGUUUUUGAAGAAUUGUAUGUUAAAUGUCUCAGAUGCUGUCAAAGAUUUCUGGAGGUACAAACUGAUCAAGUUCCACAAACAGAAAAAUAGAUUGUGA